AUGACUCAAGCAACGAUUGACACAUUUAACCUCGGCCUACGGCUCCAAGCUGCAAAAAAUUACGAUAAAGCGCUCCAACUGUUGCAAAUGGCAGCCGAUAACGGAUAUGCCCUGGCCCUACAUCGCUUAGGCGAUACGUUCUUGUUUGCCAUGGGAGUUGAGAAAAACGAUACAAAGGCAUUCAGCUAUUAUAAUAGAGCUGCGGGCAUUGGUAUUAUAUCGUCUUCAUAUUCAGUGAACAAAUGUCAGCACAGCGUGGAUUCCGUUGCAGAUGUGGCUCUACCUAUCUUCCCUGCCACGUCGUCUGCAUAA
Molecule: messenger RNA, 312 nt
Organism: Paraglomus occultum
Lineage: Eukaryota; Fungi; Glomeromycota; Glomeromycetes; Paraglomerales; Paraglomeraceae
Source: the annotation of a GenBank genome assembly